Messenger RNA from Fonticula alba, 732 nucleotides. RefSeq lists its product as hypothetical. The transcript is spliced from 6 exons. Gene Ontology annotation, cellular component: nucleus. Gene Ontology annotation, molecular function: double-stranded DNA binding. Lineage: Eukaryota; Rotosphaerida; Fonticulaceae. Gene Ontology annotation, biological process: reciprocal meiotic recombination. The record is from RefSeq and is a predicted model, not a curated record. Bases 87 to 710 code for a protein of 207 amino acids.
CCUCUCUCUCUCUCCCUCUCUCCUUUUUCCUGCUGCCUCGUCCACCCCGCGACAGCCAUCCUACUGUUGUUCUCUCUCCCACAACUAUGUCCAAGCGUGCCAAGGGCCUCAGCUUCGAGGAGAAGCGCAAGCGCAUGACGGAACUUUUCUAUGAGACGAAAUGUUUCUUUAACAUCAAGGAACUCGAGCGCAUCUGCCCGGCUCAAAAGGGAAUUAUUUCGCAAACUGUCAAAGAGGUCCUCCAGAGUCUGGUCGACGAUCGCAUUGUGGACUCCGAGAAGGUUGGCUCCUCCAUCUACUAUUGGGCCUUCCCCAGCAAGGCUGUCCAGGGGACGAAGCGCCGCCGCGAUGAUCUUGCCGCCUCGGUAGAGGACGAACGGCAAAAGCGUGCCAAACUCCAAUCGGACCUUGACGAGGCGCUCCUCACUCGGCCCCCCUCGGAAGAGCGGACCCGGGACCUGGCUGAGCUCGCAGCGCUGGAGGCCGAGAAUGCUCGUCUCCGGGAGAAGAUCGACAAAUACAAGGCCAUGGACCCGGAGGUCAUCGAAGCCAAGCAGAAGGAGACCAAGGAGCUGUUGGAUGCGGCCAACCGCUGGACGGACAACCUGUUCAACAUCCAGUCCUACUGCUCGAACAAAUUCUCCCUCGCCCCGUCGGAGUUCCGGGCCUCUUUCAACAUCCCGGAAGACUUCGAUUACAUUGAGGCCUGAAAUACACCCCAAGAAGAUCGCA